Fundulus heteroclitus (mummichog) is the source of this 3185-nucleotide messenger RNA. RefSeq lists its product as uncharacterized. Gene Ontology annotation, biological process: DNA recombination; DNA integration. Gene Ontology annotation, molecular function: DNA binding. The record is from RefSeq and is a predicted model, not a curated record. NCBI's taxonomy places the organism in Eukaryota, Metazoa, Chordata, Actinopteri, Cyprinodontiformes, Fundulidae. The coding region runs from base 1003 to 3138 and encodes 711 amino acids. The transcript is spliced from 9 exons.
AAACUUAACCAACACCCAGCCUGGAGCUCCAGACCCAGGGCCCUUCCCGGUCCCUCUCACCCGGGAAGGGCCUCUGUCCCUGGGCCUAAUCUCAACCAGUACCCAGCCUACCAAUCCUCCAGCCUGGAGCUCCAAGAUGGCAUUUUGCUAUUUAGGAAGAUUUGCCAAUGGACCCAGAUGGCAAUGGUCUUCACAGAACUCAGUUCCUAUAAACCUGCGGAAGGGGUUUUUUGGUGUAAGGCCCCAGGAUCCCUCCAGACCCUUGUAUCUUCCUGGGCUACCCCUGUUACAUCCCUAUCCACCCCAUGCUGGGGCCAAAUCCUAUUCAAAGGGAUACCUGGAUGGCAAGUCAAAGUACUCUGCCAUUUAGGACAAUUCCGGGAUGAUCCCAGAUGGCAGCUUACGUAACUGCCAUUCGGGAUGAUUCACAGAUGAUCUCAAUUGACAGGUCGUUAAGGAUUUGCUAUUUAGGAUCAUUCACUGAUGGUCUCAAGUGGCAGGGACUAUCUCAAAAGGAAAAACCUGUUAGCUCAGUCUGCCAUCUCACAGCAUUUGUCAAUGCUCUGAGAUGGCAACCCCCUGCUUUUGAUCGAAGGAAACCCCGUAGCAUGCACCCCAUGCUUGUGAGGGUGAGAAACCCCAAUUAAGCACGUGCUUUUGAUCGAAGGUAACCCCGUAUUAGCAUCAUUCACUGAUGGUCCCACGUGGCAGGGACUAUUGGAAAAACCUGGUAGCUCAGUCUGCCAUCUCAGAGCAUUGACAAAUACUCCCAAGUGGCAACCCCCUGCUUUUGAUCGAAGGAAACCCCGUAGCAUGCACCCCAUGCUUGUGAGGGUGGUAAACCCCAAUUAAGCACCUGCUUUUGAUUGAAGGAAACCCCGUAGCGUGCACCCCAUGCUUUUGAGGGUGGGAAACCCCAAUUAAGCACCUGGGUGCUUAAGUGGCGCAACACCGGAGCAUUCAGCACAUGGUCUUCAACACUGAGACACGCUUGAAUAUAAAAUGACUCCGCCAAAAUCCCCGGGAAUUUGCCCAAUAUGCCAAAUCCCGUACAACUACUUAGGCAAACAUCUGGCGAGCCGGCACUCCAUCCUGAAUAAAAAAGAAAAAAGAAUUUUGAUUAACUAUGGGACAGGGAGGGUAAAUUUCCGCCACUUGCCCUGUCCCAUUGUGGCAUGUGGCUAUUCAAAGAGCAGGGUAGAUAGGCACCUGGACACAGGCCAUCCCGAGGUGGACGAUGGAGAACUCCAGAAAAUUAUUAAAAAAAUUAAAAAACAGGUGACCAUGGAUGCCUUAAGGGCCCUCAGGGCUACUGACCCCACCCCUCCUCUGGUCUCAGGCCUGGACCUCGGACAGGAGGAAAAUCAGCCAGGAACUGAGGUGUCCAAGCCGGAUCCUCCAACCUGCCCCAGCUGCUCUAAAAUGGCAGAAGAAAACAGGAGGCUUUGGAAGCAGCUUCGGACAAAGGAGAAGUGGCUAAAAAAGGCAAAAGCUAAACUCCACGCAUUUGAAACGGCCCUCCAAAAGACGAGCGGUGGGGGGCCUGUCGAGGCAGACCAGGGGUCAUCCGAACAAGUGGACCCCCCAGAAGAUGAGGAUGAAGACUCAUCCUCUGAGGAGCCAAAGAAGGCUGCAAAAUCGCGAUUCCCAUUGAGGGGAUUCAAAGAUUUUCCUCAACCCAUCCUGGAGUUCAUGGAGGAGUACUGGUUACACUUGAGGGGGUCCAUCGGGACCAAAAAACACGUGGAAAACCAGAAGUCCAAAUUGGGACGGGUAAUGUCCUUCCUUAGAUUUGUGAACAAGGGAAGGACAAUACUCCCCAAUUGGACUUUUCUGCAGGACCUUGAUCGAGUUCAUCAGUGGCCGGCGAAGCUCCUCAGAGAGGGGAAGGCAGAAAACACCACUAGGAAUUACCUCCUGAAUGUGAUGGAGUUCGCGGGCUACUUUCGGGACACGCCACCAAGCACCUCGCGUGUCCCGAAAAAGGCAGUGAUUGGCCUCCUAAGAGCAGUGUCCGCUGAUAUUAAAGAGCUUAAGAAAUGGGUCAACGUCCGCCAGAUAAUGGUCAAAAAGCACAAGAUCAGAAGGGUGAUUGCCAAGGAGGACCUCAGGAGGUGUCAGAGGCAGGCGUGCAGGAAAAUCCCCCAACUGCUCGACACCAUCCAGACUGACCCCAGCUCACUCAACAUACGCCGGUUCUAUGGCUACUUUGGCGUAUACCUCGCCAGUAUAUAUGGCCAUAGAACCGGCGUGUUGACCAAUAUGACCCUGGCCGAAGUGGACGAGGCGCGGGUUGACGCCAGGACCGCAGACCAGGGCUUUGUCAUUAACGUGAAAGAGCACAAGACAAAUCGGGCUUUUGGGCCAGCCCAAGUGUACCUCACAGUGGAGGAGUUUGGAUGGCUGGAGCAGUGGCUCCAAAUAAGGGAAACCCUUCAGCCAUCCACUGACCUGGUAUUUUUCAACGAGAACUACCAGAAGAUCAAGAACCUACAACAACACCUCCAGAGCGCAUGGGCAGAAAUGGGGUUAUCAGGUUCCCCCACAUUUACAGAUUUUAGGACCUCGAUAGCAACAUAUGCUAGAGAUGCAUUGUCCCCGGGAACCCGGACAAAGGUCAGCAAAACGAUGUGCCAUGACACCGCCACAGCGGAGAAAUUCUACGCAAUGCACCAGACAGCUACACAGCUGUCUGAGCUGCGUAAGAGGUUCCAGGAGGCUACGGACCCGGCAGUCUCAGGUCCCGGGAAAGUGGCGGAGCCUGUCAUCCUGGAGUCUUCCAGCGAUGAGGGAGAAGGCGAGGGUCCUGUGAAGAAGAAGAGGAGAGUAGCACCCAGGGUUGGUUCCACAAGCCAGGAGUCCCCAGAGGCCAGGGCAGAGUCCACGGAGGCCCAGGCAGAGUCCACGGAGGCCCAGGCAGAGUCCACGGAGGCCCAGGCAGAGUCCCCAGAGUCCCAGGCAGAGUCCCAGGAUGAGUCCCAGGACGAGUCCCAGGACACACAGAGGAAAAGGGGCCGACAAAGUCUGUCAUUCACACCAAAAAGAAGCCCCUUAAUGCUAUACAGGUUGCGGGAGCGACAGCGGCGGAGCACACCGCGUGUGUUUCGCCUGAGGGCCAGACAAAGAAAGUUCCAAUAGUUAUUUAUUUAUUGUUCUUUGUAAUAUAGUUAUUUAAUUAUUGAUAA